Molecule: messenger RNA, 1401 nt
Organism: Trichophyton benhamiae CBS 112371
Lineage: Eukaryota; Fungi; Ascomycota; Eurotiomycetes; Onygenales; Arthrodermataceae
Exons: 4
Coding region: 1-1401 (466 amino acids)
Biological process (GO): transmembrane transport
Cellular component (GO): membrane
Molecular function (GO): transmembrane transporter activity
Source: RefSeq, a predicted model, not a curated record
AUGAGCGAGAAAGCCACGGUCAGCGAGGCCGUCAUGAAGACAUCGACUGGUGACCCUGAGCCGUUAGACAUCGUCCAUAAUACUGAGGCCGAGAAACGGCUUCUUCGCAAAUGUGAUCUCCAUGUUGUGCCGGUUCUUACUUUCUUAUUUUUGCUUGCGUUUCUCGAUCGAAUCAACAUUGGCAAUGCUCGACUUCAGGGCCUGGAGAAGGAUCUCAACAUGACUGGGCGGGACUACAACAUUGCGCUGUUGAUAUUUUUCAUCCCAUAUAUCCUAUGCGAACUUCCCAGCAAUUUGAUCUUGAAGAAAGUGGCGCCAUCAACCUGGAUAAGCGGUAUAAUUGCAGCAUGGGGAUUCGUACUCAGUGUUAACCAAAAGUUCCCAGGGUGUGUCUACCUCAUCUCCAUGUACUAUAGGAGACAUGAACUCCAAAAGCGAGUCAACUUUUUCUUCUCUGCCAGUAUCAUUGCCGGUGCCUUUAGCGGACUACUCGCGUAUGGAAUUGCUCGCCUGGAUGGAACAGCGGGUUACAGUGGAUGGCGCUGGAUCUUCAUCAUUGAAGGACUCGCUACCGUCGUCUUUGCCGUUAUCUCAAAGUUCUUCAUUGUUGACUGGCCGGAGACGGCCAAAUUCUUGAACGACCAAGAGCGCAAGAUGCUUCUUGCGCGUUUGACUCUUGAUAAUAAGGGCGCACAAAUGAACCGCCUCGACCGACCAGCCUUGAAACGCUGCUUAUUUGAUAUUAAGAUAUAUCUCGGGAUGGUCAUGUACUUUGGAGCUGUGACCUCUGGAUAUGCUACUGCUUUCUUCACUCCUACCAUCCUCCAUCAAUUCGGCUGGGCACCGCUCAAAGCUCAAGUAAUGAGCAUCCCAAUCUUUGUUGUUUCAACCGUGAUCACCCUAGCCCUGGCCUGGGUUUCCGACGCCAUACGCCAUCGCUUUGCUUUCACUAUUUUGGGAUGCGUCAUAGCGACCGUCGGCUACGUCCUGCUUCUCUGCCAGCAACAUGUUCCCAUAGGAGCUCGAUACUUUGCUGUCUUUGCGAUUACCAUUGGCACUUUCAUCACACAGCCCAUCUGUGUGACGUGGCUCAGUAAUUGCAUGGCAGGACACUAUAAACGCUCCUUUUCUACCUCCUUCCAAGUUGCGUUUGGUAACUUUGGAGGCAUACUUGCAAGCAAUAUAUUUUUGGACUCAGAAAAGCCCCUUUAUCCGACUGGGUUUGGAACGACCCUGGCAGCAUUCUGGCUAUGUGGAAUUGCCUGUAUAAUUCUUCUCUUCGUUCUCAUCCGGGAGAACCGAAUCCGCGAUGCGGGAGGUCGAGAUUAUCGGUUUCAGUUACCGGAAGAAGAAGUCACUAAUCUCGGAGACGAUCAUCCAUCAUUCAGAUUCUCGUAUUAG